AUGAGGUUUGCCUUCCAUUCCAAUGACCCAUCCACGCCUCGCGAGGCAUUCAACAGAAAGCUAUUCCUGGUAAUUGUGGUAGCUACAUGUGGCUCCAUCAUCUUUGGGUAUGAUCUUGCUUUCAUUGGAGGGGUCUUUUCUCUCCCUUCUUUCAUAACACGGUUUGAUCUCGCCAACCAAAAUGCUUCCGCUCUCCAGGCCCAUAUGGUGAAUGUUUUCCAGGCAGGUGCCUUCUUCGGAGUCAUGGUGGUAUAUUUUGUAAACGAAAGAUUCGGGCGGAGAUUUGCACUCCUUUGGGCGUCAAUAAUUUUCAACGUUGGAGUUGUAUUAUCGAUGGCAUCCAUGGGCAAUAUUCCAGUCUUUCUGGUUGGUCGCAUCGUCAGUGGCUUAGGCGUUGGGGCCACUACCUUCGCUGUGCCUCAAUACCUCUCAGAGUGUGCCCCUGCGUCUGCUCGCGGGGGCAUAGUUGGAUGUUUUGAAAUCGGGACUCAGAUUGGCACAAUCACCGGAUUUUGGAUCAACUAUGGCGUUCAACAAACGGUUGAUCCUGUUGGAGAUAAGCAAUGGUUUAUUCCUAUUGCCUUCCAGUUCAUCCCAGCAGGUUUGAUGGCUAUCGGAUUAUCCUUUCUCUCUGAAAGCCCCAGGUGGUUGUUUUCGAAGCACCGAGAUGCAGACGCCGUGGAAGCAUUAACAUGGCUGCGACAACUGCCCGUGGAGCAUCCUUACGUAGCCGAAGAGCUAGAGGAUUACCGAAGACAAAUGGGACAUGAGGCAGCUUUGGCCCCCGAGGAGACCUUCUGGGCAAUCUUGAAGGAAACCUUCAGUCCACGGGUGCUUCCAAGACUUGUCCAUGGAUGUUUGUUGAUGAUUCUUCAGAACAGCACUGGAAUAAACGCAAUGAAUAACUUUUCGGUCUCGUUCUUUGCAUCUCUUGGGUUCCAGGGAACAUCUGUCAAGCUUUUGUCUACAGGAAUAUAUGGUAUUGUCAAAGGCAUCGCAGCUACUAUCACGUUCCUCUUCCUGAUCGACCGAUUUGGGCGUCGGCCCCUCUUAUUCGUGGGCUCAGUCAUGUGCGCCUUCGCAAUGUACUACGUCGCAGCAUUCUCCGCCAUCACAGAUUCCUUCCAUUCAUCUCAAGACCCCAGCUCGGCAACCUAUUCUGCUGUUGCCUUUAUCUACAUCUUCGGAGCAGGCUAUUCGAUUGGCUGGAACAUUCCUUGGAUUGUGGCUUCGGAGAUCUUCCCGACCCGGAUACGAUCGUUUUGUCUCGUUUUUACUACAUGCUCGCAUUGGCUAGGAGAGUUCUACACUUCAUACGCCGUGACUUACAUGUUUGCGUCAAUCACCUACGGCACUUUCAUAUUUUUCGGAUCAAUGACUGUCAUAGGAGGUGUUUACGUAUACCUUUUCUUACCAGAGACCAAGGGCGUUUCACUGGAGCAAAUGGAUACUUUGUUUGCACAGAAGGGUUUCGCCAAACAGCAAAUGCGACUUUUCAAGGAAAUCCACAUGGAUGCGGCGGUAAUCGAGGGCCAAGAAGGUAAUUUGACAGAUGAUAAUCUAGCGAAGAAGGAAGAUGCAAUGUUUCAGUCUGCUGUCAACUAUUAA
Molecule: messenger RNA, 1608 nt
Organism: Penicillium brevicompactum
Lineage: Eukaryota; Fungi; Ascomycota; Eurotiomycetes; Eurotiales; Aspergillaceae
Product: sugar porter family MFS transporter
Exons: 6
Coding region: 1-1608 (535 amino acids)
Biological process (GO): transmembrane transport; carbohydrate transport
Cellular component (GO): membrane
Molecular function (GO): carbohydrate:proton symporter activity
Source: RefSeq, a predicted model, not a curated record